AUGCACGUGGGCGGAUAUAUUCCCGCUGCUGGCAAGCCCGCACCCGCUGAUGCAGCAGCUGGCGGAAUCCAGCCCGGGGAGCGGCGGAACGAAAAGGGAGAGGAGCCAGGAGCGGCUGCUGGUGGCCAUAUCGUCAUUAGCGCGGUUGAAAGAGGUUCUGGAGGGGGAGAGAGCGCAGCAGCUGCACGGCCUGCGGGAAAGGCAGAGGGAGCAGAGGGAGCAGCGGCAGCUGCUGCUGUAUGGACGGCCAGGGUCUGGGUGUGGGGAGGGGGAAGGGAGGGAGGGAGAGAGGGGAAAGAGGGAAGAGGACCACGUUGGGAGAUAGAGGAGUGCGGACCGCUGGAGGGGGGUGAGAAGGGAGAAGGCAGUGGGAGAACGGAGGGGCAGGGAGGAGAGAGAAGAGAAGGGGAGGGUCGUGGAGAGGGGGGCACAAAGGCAUCAAAUGGGGGAGAGCAGGUGGCAGGGCAAGGCGAGGAGGUGGCAGGGCAAGGCGAGGCCAAGGGGAGUGCGGAAGGAGAGUCAACAGGGCACGUGACAAAGGGCAAUGGCAUUGGGUGGGAUGCAAAGGUGCUGGAGCGGGCAGGUGUAGUAGGGCGGGCAGGAGCAGGGGCAGCAGGGCGAACAAGGGCAGCAGGCCGAGCAGGGGCGGCAGGGAGGGGAGGAGGUAGAGGAGCAGCAGGGCGGGCAGGCACAGGAGCAGGGGCAUGGGGAAGGAGUCGCAGUGUGUCCCCAGCAGCCUGUCGCAGCAGAGAGGACGAGAGGGAGUUUGAGCUCGCCUUCUCACACCUGCAGGUGUCCUGGACCAAGGGGUAG
Molecule: messenger RNA, 813 nt
Organism: Closterium sp. Naga37s-1
Lineage: Eukaryota; Viridiplantae; Streptophyta; Zygnematophyceae; Desmidiales; Closteriaceae
Source: the annotation of a GenBank genome assembly